AUGGACGCGCAAGAUACCAACCAGACUGCUACACCCACCGACGCCGCUCAGCCCUCUUCGACCCCAUCUGCUGAGCAGACCACCGACUCGGCCCCACCUCCCGCCCCAGCUCCCGCUGCCGCUGCCGCCCCUGCCACGGCUCCCACAUCGAACGCCAUGGCAGCCACCUCGCUGGGCUCUGCAGCUCGCGCGGCCUCAUCCGCCACGGCAGCGAUAGCAAAGCGGCCCCUCUCGGGACUCUUUGGCGUCAACAAGCCCAGCGGCCCCACGUCCAUGUCGCUCCUCGACCAGCUCAAACCCCUCUUUGCCUCGUCGCCCCUCUUUGCCGAUGCCGACGGCAAACCCGUCAGGGACCACAACAAGAAGCGAGGAAAGUGGGGCAAGGGCAGGCGGGGAGGAGGCUUCGGAGGCGCAGCAGCAGGAGCGCCAAAGAUCGGUCAGGGCGGCACCCUCGACCCGCUCGCCGACGGCGUCCUCGUCAUUGGCGUCGGCGCAGGCACAAAGCACCUCCAAAAGUACCUCGACUGCACAAAAGAGUACCGCACCACGGCGCUCCUCGGCUCGGCCACCACCUCGUACGACUGCUGCGACCCCAUCCUCUCCCGCGCACCCUUCCACCACGUCAACCCGCACCUCCUCGGCAGCCUCUUGCCCAACUUCACCGGCUCGCUCCUCCAGUUCCCCCCGCUCUACUCGGCGGUCCGCAUCGACGGCAAGCGGCUCUUCGAGUACGCCAGGGAAGGCCUUGAGCUGCCCAGACCCAUCGAGGCGCGCAAGGUGCGCGUCGACGAGCUCCGCCUCGUCGACUGGCUGCCCGCCGGGCGGCACGCGUUCAAGGAGCCCGAGCGCGAGGUGCCCGACGACGAAAAAGCCCUCGUGGGAAGGGUGAGGCAGAUUGCCGGCGUCGGCGAGGGAAUGGGCGACACGCGCAAGGUCGACGAGGACGGCGAGGCCGGUGCAGCAGCGGCCGCAGAGGCAGACGAGACGACACCGGCCAACGCAGCGGUGUCGACAGAGUCUGGGUCUGGCCUUGCCGCUGCCGCUCCUGAUCUACCGGAACAGACCGAGGCUGACGGCGGCGAACCAGCACCAUCGGCUCCGCCAGCCUUUACCCUGGAAAUGACGGUCUCCUCGGGAACGUACGUGCGGUCCAUCGUGCACGACCUGGCCAUGGCCGCCGGCUCGGCAGCGCACGUCCAGGUGCUGACGCGCACGCGGCAGGGCGAGUGGAGCAUCGACACGCCUGCCGUCUCGCAGAGCGCCGUCGCCACGACGCAGCCGCAGCCGGCCGAUGCAGGCGAGGCGGCAUCGUCCAAUCCUCCGGUCAUCAAGGGAAACUGUCUGCCGUGGGAGGUGUUUGCCGACGCCAUCGACGAGCUAAACAAGGAACAGCGCGAGCCGGGGUACCAGACGCCGAGAGACGACCAGGGUCUGCGCGAGUGGGAGCGCGAGUUGCUCCGCGUCAUUGUGCCGGUCUGA
This is a messenger RNA of Pseudozyma flocculosa PF-1, 1479 nucleotides long. RefSeq lists its product as uncharacterized. Bases 1 to 1479 code for a protein of 492 amino acids. Gene Ontology annotation, cellular component: mitochondrion. NCBI's taxonomy places the organism in Eukaryota, Fungi, Basidiomycota, Ustilaginomycetes, Ustilaginales, Ustilaginaceae. The record is from RefSeq and is a predicted model, not a curated record. Gene Ontology annotation, molecular function: RNA binding; pseudouridine synthase activity. The transcript has a single exon. Gene Ontology annotation, biological process: mRNA pseudouridine synthesis; tRNA modification.